Caenorhabditis angaria is the source of this 2594-nucleotide messenger RNA. NCBI's taxonomy places the organism in Eukaryota, Metazoa, Nematoda, Chromadorea, Rhabditida, Rhabditidae. The record is from the annotation of a GenBank genome assembly.
AUGCUUUUCAAUGCAUGGAUUCUGUUCGUGGCCGAAGUCGACAGCAUCGGACAAUGCGACAUCAAAGAAGACUACGUUGGAUUGUAUCAGUUUAUGACGAUUCUCGAGACUUUUGUUUGUAUGGCAAUGCCAAGUAUUAUUAUAAUUGUUUCCAAUGUAUUGGUGGUGCUGAAAUUGAAUCAGCAUUUGAGGUUUGGAUUUUUUGGGAGGGAAAUUGGCUUGGGAACUUUAUUUUUUUUUAAAGCUCCGAUUUUUCCCGAAAAAUUUAGGUUAAAAUUAGCGAUUGCCACGCGGAUUUUCAACAUGUUGAAAAUAAAAGCAAUUUUUGUUCGUAGAAUUUUUUACCCCCGAAAAAUUAGGUUUCAAAAAAUUGAUAAUUUUUUUUCGAAAUUUUUGAAAAAUGUUAAAUUUUUGACAAUUUUGUAAAUAAUCAUCGGUAAUUAUUGUCUUAAAAUGAGCAAUUGCCACGUGGAUUUUUGAAUUUUUUUUCAAAAAUCUGAAGGUCCACUUUCAUUUCUCGAAAAAUAAUGUUCCUCAUAAAAAAGCAGGAAUUUUUAGGUUUCAAAAAAUUUAUAUAUUUUUUGUCGAAAUUUUUGAAAAUGUUAUCAAUCUUUUCAACUCGGUGUAAGACAAAUGAAAAGAAAAAUGGCUCGUAUAAAGCAAUGUUGAAAAAUAUUCCAGACGAAAUCCCGGCUCACCAGUUGUCUCCUUCAACACGGCCGACGUUGUCCUAACCACCCAAACCACAGUUCCCGUCUCACAUUCUCUUUCAAAAUCGUAUACCCGGGUCUCGACACGAAAUUCAAUCGAUAUCGACAAACCGACAACAGCGAGCGCUUCAACAAAUAUGAUCAAGAAAAAAGGAAUUCGAUACACGGAUAUACAAUUGACGAGAAGUCUUUUGAUUGUGACGUCGGCUUUUAUUUUGUUGAAUUUGCCCAAUUAUGUUUAUCGCAUUUCGAAUGUGCUUUUGGGAGUUUCGGAUCAGGUGAGUUAGGUUUUGAAUUUGGGAACAAAAUACUAAAAAAAAUUACGUUACCCGAUUUGUUACGUUUCAAAAAAUUAAGAAAUAAUUUCGGAACACUGAAAAAAUGUUCUGAUCUCGACCACUUUCAAAAAAAAAAUUAAAAUUCUAGAUAAAAAAUCCCGAUUUAUUUACGUUGUGAAAAAGUUAUAAAUUAUUUUGAAACACUGAAAAAUUUUCUGAAUUUUGAAAAUCUGAAAAUGCAUUAUAAUUUAGAAAAUUUGAUUUUUUUAAGAAAAGAAACCGCUCAAAACUCUAGACAAAAAAUCCCGAAUUUUUUACGUUUCAAAAAAUUGCUAAAUUAUUUUGAAACACUGAACAAAUGUUGGAUCCUUAAGACAAUAACUCAGAAUUAUGUAUACAUUGAAAAUUUAUUUUCUGAUGGAAAAUAUGAAUUUUGAAAAUUUCAACUUUUGAUAAUCUGAAAAUUCAUUAUUAUCUAGAAAAUUUGAAUUUUUUUGAAAACCGCUCAAAAUUCUAGAACAAAAAAUCCCGAAUUUUUUACGUUUUGAAAAAAAAAAUUAUAAGUUAUUUUGAAACACUGAAAAAAUGUUUGAGAAUGUCAACAAAUGAGUUAUGAUGUGGCAAAGUUUGAAAAUUUCUGAAAAUCUGUAUUUUAGGAGCUGAAAAUUAGCUUCAGGAGGGAUUUUUUUUAUAUGUGAUCAAUUUUGAACAUUUUUUUCCAUUUGCAGAUUUCAAACUUUUCUGAAACAGUUUUCAGAUUUUUGAAUGUACCUUUUGAACCCUAAAAUCAUUUUGAAACUGGUUUUCAGCUCCCAAAAUCUCGAUUUUUUUUAAAUUUGCCACGUCAUAACUCAAAAGUUCUUAAAAGUAGGCCUAAUUUUCAUCCAAAAAUCCCCGUUUUCCAGCGUCCCCUCAUGCAACAAAUCUCCCUUCUCGCUCACGUCUUCCUCUACACCCACCACGCUUUUCUCUUCUAUCUCUACAUUUUCUAUUCGCCACAAAUGAAGCGAAGACUAAAGCCGACGGCCAUGAAAUUGUUGGAAUGCUACUGUUUCAAACCACCCGGUGAUUUUAUGGAUCAUACUUGAAACCCAAUUAUUUUUCUCCACCCCAUUUUGAGCUGUGAUUUUUUCCCUUUCCCCCAACACAAAUUGAACUUUUACGGCUACAAAAACCCAUAAUUAUUUUAUUUUUUUUAUUGCAUGAAAAAAAUUUGUUUUACACAAGUUAUUAUAAAUAAUUGCUAUGACGUCACAGAGGUUGAGUGCGAAAAUGUUGGAAAUUUGUUAUUUUUGACGAGUUUGAGGGGUUUUUUAACCUAAGCAAUUUAUUUGCAGAAUUUAGCUACAAAAUCAGCUAGAAAAAAUUUUUCAAUGAGUUUUUUUCAGAUGUCAUUUAGACCUUCAGGAAGAUCUGAGAAUCAAGCUGGAAAUCCUGAAUCCAUAUUUCCAAGCUCGGAAAGUCUGAACAAUCCAGAGCCUAUCCAGGUGAAGCUAGAUGUUCAGAUCUUCAAUUUAAAUCAUAAUUAGAUUCGGGAAGUUCAGAAGCUUCCGAAGGUUAUACUGGAAGAUCUGAUUUUGAGGAUCAAGCUGGAAAUCCUGAUUAA